CCAAAGCACUCUGUGCAUACAAAGGUUAGUCUUCCCACACAAAUGGUUGGGAAAUGAUGUGGGUGAUCUGACAGAAUUACUCUUCUAGCCGCACACAAUCACUGCCAUCAUGAACUCCAAGCCUCUUUUCUUCUGCCUCUUCCUUGUAUUGCUCAUUCUACCUGUUCAAUUACGUAAACAAGAGAAGCAUGGAAAACAUCCGAAACAGGAAAAACACAGCAAAAAGCCUGAAAGAAAGUACAGAAGUCACGAGGAUAUUCUGAAGGAUCCAUUCUUUGAGAUCGUAGACGAACCAGGUGAGGACGAUAGUGAUGAUCUUGACUGGCUUUAUGAACUCCAAGAACCAGAUGGCCAAUGCAACCCAAACCCUUGCCUCAAUGACGGUGUGUGUGAGGAGAAGGGAAAGAGAAGGUUCAAAUGUGACUGCCCUAAGCCAUUCAAGGGCAAGAAGUGCCAGAAAGGGCCCAAAAUGUGUAAGAGGGGCACAUGUGGUCGUGGCGAGUGUGUGUUGACCUCUAAACCACCUUUCUACGCGUGCAAGUGCAAGCAGCCCUUCCUGCCACCAGACUGCAAAUUACUUGCGGUGUGUCAGCCUAACCCCUGUAAGAAUGGAGGCUUGUGUGUCAAGGACGGCAUGGACUUUGACUGCCUCUGCCCAGAAGGCUUCAGUGGACGUUUCUGUAAUGUUGGCCCAGAUGACUGUUACAAGGUCAAGGAUGACGGGGAGUCAUAUCGCGGCAACGUGAGUGAGACAGAUUAUGGAGAGGAAUGUCUCUACUGGAACUCCCAUUUCAUCCUGGAGAAAGGCUCUGAUCCCUUCAAUGACUUUGAGGAUGACGAUGGACUAGGCCCUCAUAACUUCUGCAGAAACCCAGAUGGUGACACUCAGCCAUGGUGCUUCAUAAGAAGAGGGCGGUUGCUGCUGUGGGAUCACUGUGGCGUCAGGGAGUGUGCUAAGCCCACAGAUGCUGGUCCCAAGCCUACUACUGGUCCGAAGCCCACUACUACAACUACUACAACUAUCAAGCCUACUACUCGUCCCAAACCCACUACUACAACUACUACUACAACACCCAAGCCUGAACCAACACCGGCCAAACCCUCAGCGGGUCCAGAGAAACCUACAGCGCCAAAGCCCAGUGGAGCCCCACGACAGCCCACAGCUAGCCCCGCCUCUGAUAAGCAGUUCACCACCUGUGGAAAGCCCCAGCCGAAGAAGGCCAUCACCAGGAUCUACGGAGGCUUGAAGGCCGUCCCUGGAGCCCAGCCCUGGCAACUGUCCCUGCAGGUCCGACCCAAGGGCUCCAGCCAGGCAUACAGGCACAUCUGUGGAGCGGUGCUCAUCGAUAGCUGCUGGGCUCUGACUGCCGGCCACUGCAUUGAUCCAAAGGACCAGAUGCAGGUGGUGGCUGGGAGUCUGACUCUAGGAAAGGAUGUGCCCAUUGGGCAGACGAUCAUAGUGGAGAAAGCUACAAGGCAUGAGAAUUACAAGGAGACAUCCACAGCUGUUUACAAUGACAUAGCGGUGCUGAAGCUGAAAGCCACAGAUGGUCGCUGUGCCAGAGAGAGCCAGUUUGUGAAGGCAGCCUGCUUGCCUGAUAGCCCAUUCCCUGAUGGGACUGAGUGCACCAUCUCUGGAUGGGGCGCUACUGAGGACUCUGACUACGGCUCCAACCACCUACUGGAUGCCCAGGUGCUGCUGAUCAGCCAUGAGAGCUGCUCAAGCAGCAAAGUCUAUGGAAGCGCCAUAGACAACACCAUGUUUUGUGCCGGUUACCUGCAGGGAGGAGUGGACUCCUGCCAGGGUGACUCUGGAGGGCCACUGACGUGUAACAAGGAGAGCUCCCAUUUCAUCUACGGUAUAGUGAGCUGGGGAGACCAGUGUGGGUUGAAGAACAAGCCUGGGGUCUACGCACGGGUCUCCCACUACCUUGACUGGAUCAAGUCAAAGACACAAGCAGCAUAGCUGGGCUAUGCCAGUCCAUACAGUUGAAGGCACUAAAAAGUUAGAUCACGGCACGGCAGAACAAUUCCUCAAUGCAUAUGCAACAUGGUGGUUUAGUGCCUUCUAGCAGUAGUUUAUCACAAAAACCCUGCAGUAGCAAAAGGUAAAAUAAGUGUCUCUUAAUUGGACCGCUACUAAGUAAUCAUUGAUAUAUGUUUGAAUAUAGCUGACAUGAUGUCAUUCCAGGAUAUAAAAUUACUGAUUUGACUGUAAGAGAACAAAACCAUUAAAACGUCCCUCUAUGGACCUUCCUGCAAAGAUGGGGAUUCUGAAUACUGUUUCUAUUAUUUUUUGCAAAUGGUAUUCUUGGAUAAACUUGUGGUGAUAAUGAGAGAAAACUACGUAGUAAGUAUAGGUCUAUAAAAGGAAAGCACAGAACCUUUCAUGGUGAAUAAUAUGUGGUUUAAUGGUCAAUAGCAUACUUGUUCGUUGCAAGUACAAGUGGAGUACACCAAAGUCUUAAAAUAAUAUAAAACAGAUGACCAAAGGACAGAGGGACAUACAGUACACUGAGAGUCAGAACUUAGGACUGUGGGGGUGUUAAGCCUGGUCAAGCAGACUGACUGCUGCACUCACUUUUCGUUUCAUUUGACACAUGAAGUGAAGCAAAAUACGAGCUCUCGCAAGAUGCAGGCUGGUUUCACAAGGCUAGUUAGUGGGUGUUGUGCAGCCUCAGUGCUGCUAACAGACCUAUCUGAAGCAUCUCUUAGACAGAACAGGAUGAGUGGCUCUCUGUUCACAUCAAUACAGGGGUUAAACAUAGGGUAGAGGCCCCACACACUGCUGCACAGAAAACGGUGGUGCAGGAUCAGUGUGUCUGUAUUAGAAAACAACAGCCUCCACUUGUGGACUUCAGCUUUUGGACUCCUUCCCCCUAAAGACAGUAACGUCUCAUGGGAGUCAUGACAUGUCAAGUACUGUCCAUCCCCAUGGUAGAUGCAGAAAGAUCCCUUGUUCACCUUGCUAAACCCAGGUUGGUCAAGUCCUGAGUCUGGUCCAUUCUCCAAUCUAUACUGGAGAUGCACCCAUUGACUGCACCAAUCAGCCAAUAGGGUUUCUCAUGGACAAUGACUUCCCAGUAAUGCAGGCCAGUGGAGAAGGACUCCUGUGCGAGGACACGGUACUGAGAGUCAUAACGCUCAUAUCGGUCCAUUCCAAUGGGCUCCGUGUUCCAGCACACCUGUAGCCUGUCCCUUGACACCUCCAGCUUCGGAUGGGACGUUUUCGAGUCCAAUGUCAGUGUUCUACAGAUAGACAAUCAUAGUCAAUGCACCAUGGAUAUGCAAUGCAUUGAAAACAUAUGGACUAUUCAUUGAUGGUGAUGAAUGAACAGCAUAAGUUAUACAUGUACUAUGUACGACCAUAAAACGUUCACAGUACAUGGCCACAUGCCAUUCAUUCCUAAUGCAGAUUCUCUUACCAAUGCAAAAAAAAGCAUCAAGAGAAACAAUUGCUAUGUGAAGGUCGGUUUCAAUGAUAAGGAGUAAAGUUUUGUACUAACGUGUCUACAUCCAUGGAAAGGCCUGAGUCAAAGCCUGAGACAACUCAUCCACCAUUCUCUCCACUGUUCUCAUCCUCUCUGGGGCACAGAGCUCCCUCUCCACUUCCUGUGUGGGCAGCAGAUCCAGGUCCCUAUGAUGGGGACACAAUGACAAAAUCCAUGUCUGGGUGCGUCUAUUCAAUCACUUGAGGUUUUUCUGUAAAACGUAUCGGAUAAAAGGUUAGAUUAGAUAUAUACAGUGCAUUUGGAAAGUAUUCAGACCCCUUGACUUUUUCCACAUUUUGUUACGUUACAGCCUUAUUCUAAAAUGGAUUAAAUCGUUUUUUUCCUCAAUCUAGACACAAUUACUUCCAUAAGGACUACACAAAAACAUGUUUUAAGACAUGUUUGCCAAUAUAUAUAUAUAUAUAUUUUUUUUUUUAAACUGACAUCACAUUUAAAUAAAUGGGGAGUGUCUCUGCACAGCUAUUGUCAGGUCUCUGCAGACUUAUCCCGAGGCCACUCCUGCAUUGUCUUGGCUGUGUGCUUAGGGUUGUUGUCCUGUUGGAAGGUGAACCUUCACCUCCAGUCUGAGGUCCUGAGCACUCUGGAGAAAGGUUUCCAUCAAGGAUCUCUCUGUACUUUUCUACGUUCAUCUUUCCCUCGAUCCUGACUAGUCUCCCAGUCCUUGACACUGAAAAACAGCCCAACAACAUGAUGCUGCCACCACCAUGCUUCACCUUUGGAUGGUGCCAGGCUUGGCAUUCAGGCCAAAUAGUUCAAUCUUGGUUUCAUCAGACCAGAGAAUCUUGUUUCUUAUUGGUCUGAGAAUCCUUUAGGUGCCUUUUGGCAAACACCAAUAGGGCUGUCAUGUGCUUUUUACUGAGGAGUGGCUUCCAUCUGGCCACUCUACCAUAAAGGCCUGAUUGAUGGAGAGCUGAGGAGAUAGUUGUUCUUCUGGAAGGUUAUCCCAUCACCAGAGAGGAACCAUGGGGCUCUGUCAGAGUUACAAUCAGGUUGUUGGUCACCUCCCUGACCGAGGCACUUCUCCACCGAUUGCUCAGUUUGGCCGUGCAGCCAGCUCAAGGAGGAGUCUUGGUGGUUCCAUACUUUUCCACUUAAGAAUUUAAGAACGCAGAAUGGAGGCCACUGCUCUCUGUUCUUGGGAACCUUCAAUGCUCCAAAAAUGUUUUAGUACCAUUCCCCAGAUCUGUGCCUCGACACAAUCCUAUUUCGGGGCUCUACAGAUGAUUCCUUUGACCUCAUAGCUUGGUUUUUGUUCUGACAUGUACUGUCAACUGUGGGACCUUAUAAAGACAGGUGUGUGCUUUUCGAAAUCAUGUCCAAUUAAUUGAAUUUACCACAGGUGGACCCCAAUCAAGCUAUAGAAACAUCUCAAGGAUGAUCAAUGGAAUCCGGAUGCAACUGAGCUCAAUUUUGUGUCUUAUAGCAAAGGGCCUGAAUACGUAUGUAAAUAAGUGAUUUCUGUUUACUAUUUUUAAUAAAUGUACAAAAAUGAUAAAAA
This is a messenger RNA of Oncorhynchus keta (chum salmon), 5010 nucleotides long. It is a transcript of the gene habp2, whose product is annotated as hyaluronan binding protein 2. NCBI's taxonomy places the organism in Eukaryota, Metazoa, Chordata, Actinopteri, Salmoniformes, Salmonidae. The transcript has 13 exons. Gene Ontology annotation, biological process: proteolysis. The coding region runs from base 110 to 1966 and encodes 618 amino acids. The record is from RefSeq and is a predicted model, not a curated record. Gene Ontology annotation, molecular function: serine-type endopeptidase activity.